AUGGCGUCUCUCAACGAAUCGAUCCUGAGCGUCAGACCAGGCAGACUCGAUGUGCAGCAAAGCUCAGGUACCUCACCAAUAGGUGGGCCAACCAGAGAGGCCAAGGGACGGCAAAGACCAUCAAGAGACGAUAGAAUGCUGGAAGGAGUCGGUAACCUCAUUAGAAAUAUCUAUGUUGAAGUUUCUGAGGCCGAAGAGGAAUCUUGUGAGGCAGCUACUAUCAAGGACUAUGAAUUCAUUGCUUCGUAUAGUUGGAAAGACAUCGAGCAUCCAACUAUAUACGUCCCAGGCCUCCCUCCAAAACUCACAACUCCGAGCCUCCCAAUCCAACUUCAAAGAGACAGACUUACGCGCUCCAGGCCCCGAUCUCCAGCAGCAGCGGUCGAUCCCCUCUUCGAGACGCUCCUCCACCAACAUCCUGAUUUUGACAUGUCUUCCAUACAUCUGGUGACCGACCGCAAUAGUCUUCGCAAAUUUCUAUCUUUUGCUUCAAACGGUCCCGGAAAAUGGCGUAUUGAUGUGGAUAUGAUAAAUGACACGAUGUUUUUCAACCAAUGGGAGGAAUUUCGGCUUAUGAUGAUAAAUGGAUGUCAAGAUUCAGGUUAUGGUCAUGCUUUCGAGGACUGUGUCACGGCUAGAGAACCGACUCUGGAGGACAGUAUACAUCACGAACGAAUUGUGAGAUAUGAACUUGGGGGUUUGGAGUGUUUGGUUAGGUUUGAGGCCGACGCUUACUUGGAUGUAGAUGGGAACGAGAAAGGGAGAGAGCGCUUGGCGAUCCAUUCUCCAGAUCCUCCUGCACCAAAGCCUACGAGACCAGUCCUUAAACCGCCAUAUAAGCUCGUUCACGUUGUCUCUCGCGGUCAUUAUGUCAAUCCGGGUCUGAUUGCCGAGAUCAAAUCCUGCUCCACACUCAAGUUCAACAUCAACAAGACGCUUCCUCAAUUAUGGUUUUCUCAAACAAAACACCUAUGUGUGGGCCGUCACAAGGAGGGGCUUGUGACAGAGAACCUGGAGAUAAAGGAUAUGAGGGAGGAGCUUAAAAAGUGGGAGGCUAGUAAUCAGGAACAUUUGAAGAACAUGAUCCGGAUAAUCAGGGAGAUUAGGGAGAUUGCUAAAACCGCCCGGAAGUGUACAAUUAUUUGUAUGACGGUCGACGGGGUGAAGUGCUUAAGUGUUUUUGACAGAAAGGAAGGUGACAUGGCAAUCCGUCCGGAGGUUGUAAAGCGAUGCUGGAGGACUUUGGGAGAAGCUCGAGUUACGACUUCCACACCGAAAGUAGGACUUUAA
Molecule: messenger RNA, 1290 nt
Organism: Lachnellula hyalina
Lineage: Eukaryota; Fungi; Ascomycota; Leotiomycetes; Helotiales; Lachnaceae
Exons: 3
Coding region: 1-1290 (429 amino acids)
Source: RefSeq, a predicted model, not a curated record